Messenger RNA from Sugiyamaella lignohabitans, 3126 nucleotides. It is a transcript of the gene CRZ1, whose product is annotated as DNA-binding transcription factor CRZ1. NCBI's taxonomy places the organism in Eukaryota, Fungi, Ascomycota, Dipodascomycetes, Dipodascales, Trichomonascaceae. The coding region runs from base 1 to 3126 and encodes 1041 amino acids. The transcript has a single exon. The record is from RefSeq and is a predicted model, not a curated record.
AUGACGGAUUCGUUUCAACCAGAAUUAGUUUUACACCAGGCUGCCGAUACGUUAAGAGCUCAAGCACCAGUGAGUGGUGAGCGACAUUUGUUUUCAGUUAGAAAAAUAUCGACUGAGCCGAGGAUGGUGGUUGGAGACGAGACACGCGAUGGAGUGUCUCGAGGGGGUCUUCGUACGGGUGCUGUUGUUACGAACGAGACGAUAACUACAGUGACUGCUGAUAGUGGUUCGGUGCCGACUGCACCUCUUUUUCCAGAAACGCAAAAAGGGUCUUUAAAAUCGAGUCACGAAGAGUCGACAGCAGCCACAAAAGCACGUGGAGAGCCACCUGUAAAGGCAUUCACAACCAAUCCAGUCUCUAUAUCAACUGAGUCAACUGAGGUGCCAGUGCCAGUGACAGUGCCAGUGUCAACUUCAACGGCAACGUCACCUCUGGCUUCUAGACCUAUAUCACCUACGCCAGCUACAUCGAAAUCUACUCCUAGUCCUUUGCUAGCUACAGCUGUAUCUGGUCAAGGCUCCGACUCGAGCUCUGGCUCUAGCAGUGGUUCGACAACCGAGACUUCCAAACCACCAGCAGUAUCUUCUACAACAGCUACAGCAACAGCUGAAUCGUCAGAACGAACGACGUCAAUUAAUAUCGAGGCGGAACCUAAAACUUCAGCUGCCUUGUCACCGAAUUUAGGUUCCGGUCCCACUGAGGACUCUACUUCGAAACCUCUGGCUCCGACUCCGACUCUAAUUCAAAAACCUCUCAAGACUACAACAUCUACAGAUAAAAGCGACGCUAUCACGACUACAACAAGCAAUUCUGACAGCAAUGCUGGUUCAUUGGCUGCCAGCUCUGGUCUGACUAGCACUGGCACCGAUAUCACGGAUUCGAAUCCCGUUACUAGUUCAGAUUCAGUCAAAAGUCCUGAAAGUCCGAGCAAAAGUCCGAUAUCGAACACCCCUGCAUCGAAACUUUCACCACUUGACACGCCGGUUAUUAAUUCUGAGACAGUUCCUAGCACGUCCCACGAUUCAGCAACUCCUUCUACAGCAGGUCCUACAGCAGGAUCUCUAGUACAUCCCACAGCAGGUGCACCAGCUGAGAUGUCGACAUUUAUGCACGAUACAGGUGAUAGCGCCGUGCCCAGUGCCACAGCUACUAGAUCCGGUUCUGCCACCCCCUCCACCACUAGCACCGGCAACAGCAGCACCACCACCGCCUCAAUCAACCCUAACAUCAACACAAGUGAGGACGCCACAAUCGUUAGAUCAGAUCCAGAUUCAAAAUCCUUGUCUCCGACUUCUACAACAACAACAUCUACAACUCCCGGGAAACACGCGUGCCCGUAUUGUCCUCAGACAUACACGCGGAAUCACAACCUGAAGUCACAUCUAUUAACACAUUCUUACGAGCGUCCCUUUACGUGCGAGACGUGCUCGUCUAAAUUCCGACGACUCCACGAUUUAAAGAGACAUCUCAAGUUACAUACUGGAGAAAAGCCUUUUAUUUGUGAAAAGUGUGGUCGUCGGUUCGCACGGGGGGACGCUCUAAUCCGACAUUUGAAAUCGUCAGGCCAGUGUGCAGGGGUAAGACGAGCCAGUUUUGUUGGAGAUGUUGAUACUGGGUCAAGUGGCGCAAGUGUGGCUGCAAGUGCAGGUGAAGAAAAUAUUGCUGCAAGUUCUACAGGAGUCAAUCCAGGAAGUGAUAGUAGAGGUUUAGGAAGUAGACCCGAUAUUUUCGAUCAUCGAAAUGGUACAGGAUUAACGGUUGGUUCGAUUUCUGGACUCAAAGGGCAGGAACUUGUCAGCCACAAGGGUGAUAUCAGCCACUUUCCAGGUGAUGGACAUGCUAGCAGCACCAGCAGCAGUGGUAGCAGUCGUGGUCCUGUAUUAGUACAUCAGUUUAGUUCAGGUCAUGGCCAUACUUCGAGUCAUGGAAAUAGUCCUACAAGCUCCGGUGCCUCACAGGGACCACAGGGACCCCACGGUUCACACUCUCAAUCUCCAGUUCCAUUACCAAUAUCAGCCUCUUCGAGUGAUUCGAGUUCCAGACCGAAUAAAGUGCUGCUGUUAUCGUCGUCAAAUUACAGCCAGGCAGUUCCCGCCCCUGUUCUAGUAACUAUCCAGCCGAAUAACACUGGCCCUGGCUCCUCAAGCUUACCAGGUAUGGAAGAGUCCAGACUGUUUAUCCAUGCGAAACCCGGUCUGAUUGGUCCUCGUUUCGAACCUCCAGCCUCGCUCAUUUCCUAUCCCUCCCAUAGCAGUUCUAGCAACAACAACAGCCACAACAGCCAGGGUCUGCCAGGUUCUCGACCCCCAGCACCCCCUGUUCUCAAUCACAAACCGCUCAUGGUCGAUAGCAGGUCGCUACCUCCUAUCACUGGAACCCGCUCGUAUGGCUAUAAACAGCCAGGAGAUCUCAGUCAGCAAGCAUCAGCGUCAGCAACAGCAGGAGCCUCAGCAGGAGCCUCAGCAGGAGCCUCAGCUCCAUCAUCCUCAGUCCAGCAUCAGCCAAUUGCUCCAGCACCUCCACAACUGCCAGCUUCGACUCAAACAACAACGAUCUCCUCACCUGUGCAAUCAGACCGCAUCCAGUCUGUCCAGAGCAGCACUUCAAACCACAGACCAGGUCAGUUACAAACAGCAGUCUCAGGACAUCCUCCUGCUCCUGCUCCUUCUGUUCAUCCUACCAAUCACUCCCUGCCACGAGAGAACUCAAGAAUCGACCCUGUUCCGUUGCAACCUCAAACUCUCUCGCAAUCCCACUCACACCUUCAGCCACAACAGCAGCAGAAACCACAACAGGUGCAAAUGUCGACCGGACACUCGAUUCUCCCACAAAACGAGCACCUGUCGCCCUCGCAAACCCACGUCCCCAGACCCCCAUCGCAACCACAGCUGUCAUUCACCCGCCACAACCCCUCACCCUCUGCUGCAGACGCUCCUGCCCCUUCCACAUCCAUUUCCUUUACCCACACCCCUCCAUUACCAGGCACAUCCCACGAACCCACUGACGAAUCCUCAACAGACUCGCUUCUCCGAGUGGUCAAAAUCCUCGAAUCGCGAGUCCGGAUGCUGGAAGAACGGCUCCACGUCACCGAAGGACGGCUCUCGUUCAUGGAAAGCCAGCGUUAA